This is a messenger RNA of Betta splendens (Siamese fighting fish), 6887 nucleotides long. It is a transcript of the gene slc9a1a, whose product is annotated as solute carrier family 9 member A1a. The transcript has 13 exons. Gene Ontology annotation, molecular function: sodium:proton antiporter activity. Gene Ontology annotation, cellular component: membrane. Gene Ontology annotation, biological process: regulation of pH; proton transmembrane transport; sodium ion transport. The record is from RefSeq and is a predicted model, not a curated record. NCBI's taxonomy places the organism in Eukaryota, Metazoa, Chordata, Actinopteri, Anabantiformes, Osphronemidae. Bases 819 to 3224 code for a protein of 801 amino acids.
AGCGCCUCUCCUUCCCCGUGAGACAUCCCGAGCCUCCGUUCCUAUAGGUGUCACUGUAGUCGCCCCCUCCUUUCCAGGCGGCUCCUCCGAACCUGAAGGGUGUGUUUUUGAAGGUUGCGUGCGGCUAUAACACCACUGCGGACAGGAUCUGCCGCCACAGGACCCGACAGCCCGGGAGAAGCCCCAGAAGCCGGGGCGGAGCGCAGCGCGAGCGUCGCGCCAUCCUCCCUCCCGCCCUCCCGCGCGCGCUGCUCAGACCCGAAUCAACGCCCCGACCUGCCGGCGGGGGCGAGAAAAUGCCGCAUACGCGGACCCCGGCGCGGAAAAGUUGAAAUAAUCCCACGCGGAGCGCGAGGGAAGAUGCGAUGCGGUAGCCGCGCGCCUUCCGUUCAAGGUCAGUAUCGGAGCGACGCGGCGUAGGCACGGACCGGUCCCUUGGGCUGCUGCAGGGGGAUGCCGCUGGCCCCCCGCAUCGACGCUGACAUCCUUCCCCGGAGAGGACGCUGACGGUCCGUGACACCGAACCGGACCAACGUACCGCCGCUGUGGUGAAGCGUCUCCAUCUUCGGCAUCCAACCAACGGCCCCGCGCGUCGGUGCGGCUGUCUACCUGGCCGAACUCACGCUAGCUAGCGUUCACCGGCCGAACUGGGCUUUCGGUUCGGUUUAAGCUAGUCGAACCGAGCGUUAAAGUUACUGCGAACCGUAGCUUGGCAGCGGCGCGAGGUCGUACCCCGCUGCCGCGCUACUUCCUGGAAGUGUUCGGCUGCGAAGUGGACUUUAAAACUAAAUCCAAGCUAACUUGAAAGCUACUUCGACAUGACUUCGAGGAGCAGUUCGCGCAGCCGCGCCGGCUUCGCUCGGCGGCUGCCGGAGCGCGGGCUGCUGCUGCUGGUGCUGCUCGUGCUCCUGGAGGGCACCGUGCUGCCUCUGGGAGCCGCCAGCUCCCCGGACGUGGGCCACGCGGAGCACCCGAGCGAGCACGGCGCGGAGCCGGGGGGGCACAACAUCACCAAGAAGGCUUUCCCCGUGCUGAGCCUCGACUACGACCACGUCCGGCUGCCGUUUGAGAUCGCGCUAUGGGUCCUGCUCGCCUCGUUGAUGAAACUGGGUUUCCACCUGGUUCCUCGUCUGUCCAACAUCGUGCCAGAGAGCUGCCUGCUCAUUGUGGUGGGUCUGGUGGUGGGCGGACUCAUCAAACUAGCUGGAGAGAAGGUCCCGCCCGUGAUGAACGCCAAUGUAUUCUUCCUCUGCCUGCUGCCCCCUAUUAUCCUGGACGCUGGCUACUUCCUGCCCAUACGUCCCUUCAUGGAGAACCUGGGCACCAUCCUGAUGUUUGCUGUGGUGGGCACUCUGUGGAACGCCUUCUUCAUCGGCGGCCUGCUGUAUGCUGUGUGUCAGAUCCAGCCCGCCAACCCGUCAGACCUCCACCUAAUCGGGCUCCUGCCCUGCCUGCUGUUCGGCUCCAUCAUCUCCGCCGUGGACCCGGUCGCUGUCCUUGCUGUGUUUGAGGAAAUCCACAUCAAUGAGCUGCUGCACAUUCUGGUGUUCGGCGAAUCACUGCUCAACGACGCCGUCACCGUGGUGCUGUACCACCUUUUUGAGGAGUUUGCAGGCGUUGGUACCGUGACCCUGAUGGAAUGCUUCCUUGGAUUCAUCUCCUUCCUGGUGGUGGCGUUGGGUGGUGUCCUAGUGGGAGCCAUCUACGGGAUCCUGGCUGCCUUCACCUCACGCUUCACCUCCCACACGCGUGUCAUCGAGCCCCUCUUUGUCUUUGUGUACAGCUACAUGGCGUACCUGUCAUCGGAGAUGUUCCACCUCUCUGGCAUCAUGGCGUUAAUAUCGUGUGGGGCGGUGAUGCGACCCUACGUGGAGGCCAACAUAUCCCACAAGUCUCACACCACCAUCAAGUACUUCCUGAAAAUGUGGAGCAGUGUUAGCGAGACUCUGAUUUUUAUCUUCCUGGGCGUGGCCACAGUGGAUGGACCUCACUCCUGGAACUGGACGUUUGUCACAGUCACCGUCAUCCUGUGUCUGGUGGCGCGAGUUAUAGGUGUGGUUGGUCUGACGUUCUUCAUGAACAAGUUCCGCAUUGUAAAGCUGACCACGAAGGACCAGUUCAUUAUAGCCUACGGUGGCCUGCGAGGCGCCAUCGCCUUUGCCCUCGGCUUCCUGCUCGACAAGGAACACUUCCCCAUGCGAGAGAUGUUCCUCACCGCCAUCAUUACCGUCAUCUUCUUCACGGUCUUUGUUCAGGGCAUGACCAUCAAACCCUUGGUGGACCUGCUUGCAGUGAAAAAGAAGCAGGAGGCCAAGCGCUCCAUUAACGAGGAGAUCCAUACUCAGUUCCUGGACCACCUCCUGACUGGAAUUGAGGACAUCUGUGGACACUAUGGCCAUCACCACUGGAAGGACAAACUGAACCGCUUCAACAAAAAGUAUGUGAAGAAGUGCCUGAUUGCAGGCGAACGAGCCAAAGAGCCACAGCUCAUCGCCUUCUACCACAAGAUGGAGAUGAAACAGGCCAUUGAGCUGGUGGAGAGCGGUGGGGGAGCCAAGCUGCCUUCUGCUGUGCCUUCCACUGUUUCCAUGCAGAACAUCCAGCCGAAGAAGCCUCUUCCUAAGACUGCAGAGCGAGCCCUGCCCCAGCUGCCUAAAGGCAGAGAGGAGGAGAUCAGGAAGAUCCUCAGGAGUAACCUUCAGAAGACGCGGCAGAGGCUGCACUCCUACAACAGACACACUCUGGUGGUGGAUCCAUAUGAAGAUGGAGUGACCAACUUUAUCAAGAAACAAAAGAUGAUUCAGCUAGAGAAGAAGAUUAAAGAGAUGAAUAAGUACCUGACUGUGCCCAGUGCCGCUCCUGACUCACCAACUAUGUGCAGAGCCCGACUGGCCUCAGGCAGAGAUACUGAUUACAAACCUGAUCAGCAGCAGAAAGAGAACAAUCUCUGCUCAGACCCCCAGGCCUACAACGUGAAGCUCGACUCUGGAAAGGUGCCGACCAUCCAGGUGGACCUGGCCUCUCCCCAGUCUCCAGACUCUGUCAACGUGAUGGAUGAGUUUAUAAAGGCCGAUGCAGGGGACGAGGACAGCGGCCUGAUGAUGAAGCCCCCUAGAAAACCCGGUGAGGAGGACGGAGCCCGGGACCAGCAGAAGCUGACGCGGUGCCUAAGCGACCCCGGUCCCAGCGCGGACGAGGACGAGGACGAGCCCUUCCUGCCUUAAUGUGGCGACGCGAGCGUGAAGGCAUCCGGCUGCAUGUCCAUCUGUAGAGGGCUGCUCCACCGCUCCGCGCGAAAAUAUGUCUUUGGUUCAGAAACCAAAACAAGCCAAAACUGCUAAUGUACAAACCAGAAACAGGAAGCAAAAGACAAAAUAAGCAGGCGCUGCUACUGGGAGGUGAGAUGCCGGAGUCUGAGACAUCAGGAAAGAACUAUGCAUUACCAAAGGUUUGGACUGUUUCAGUGUCAGACUAUCAUUUUUAUUUUUCGUUACCUUCUCUCUACACCUGUUAUUCAGUGUAAUCGCUUGAGCAAACUAUUUCACUCCAGUUGUCACUUUCUUACAUACUGUUCUUUCAUUUUCAUCCUGUCACUUGUAAUUGCUGGAUACCCAAACCUUUAGAGUGUAGCUAGUCGAAAAUAUUCUGCCUUAUUUUAUUGUUAUCACUGUCCUGCGUUUAAGGACACUAACAUCUGUUUGUCAUGGGUUUGCUCCAGUGAUUGUGGGAUGUAGUUUAUAGCCGGGUGUGUUUAGUCACCGUGCAAAGCGUUGUAGUUCUUUGUAGUCGUUCUCACAGAGAUGCAGCCUUGUCCUGUGGCUGUGGCCAGAGUGUGUGUGCGUGUGUGUGUGUGUGUGCAUGUGUUUGUGUGUGUGCGUGUGUGCGUGCGUGCGUGCCUGAAGAACUCCUCACUGUUUGAAGACGUUGACCUAUAAAAGUGGGGCAAAGCUGAGUAUUCGGGAAGCUUGUGGACGAGGCAGUGAUGCAACACAGAUGUUAUGAUGUCAGCCAUCAUGCUCCACAUCCCAUCCAGCUCUCUAAGUCACACGCUGUCACAUUUCUGUGUGGAUGGUGUAUGUUUGGGUUUAGAGCACUCUUCAAAGCCAUCGAGUAGAGUCAGGAGAAGGGGUAGAGUCGUUCAAAUCAUAGAGAGACGUGCACGUUUGACACUAACUUAACUUAAACGUCCUGGCAACAAAACCCUCUAUGCAGCAAAGAAGUGUGUAGAUUUGAUGAAAAUAUAAUAUGUUCUAAUUAUGAAUGCCCUUUAAAACUGAAGUCUUGUUGUCUUGAAAAUAUAAAGAGUGAGUGAUAGAAAUGGGCAUUAUUAUAAACAUAAUCAGAAAAAGCUGUUUCUCACAGCUUCACACUGAACUGGAAUAUGACCUGAACCAUUGAAAACACAUGACUUAUGACUUGACUUAUCACAUAUCUUCUGUUUUCAGUACCUGGAAAAGAACAAAAAUGGGAGUCACUGGAAAAGACGGGUUCUCAGUCAGACGGGUUCUCUGUGAGACGGGUUCUCAGAUGAUUUUGGCUCUGGAACACAGUCUGACGGAGCUUCACUGAGUCACUGUUCCACUCUUUGUGGCUGUUUUCUAGGUGUUGGUGGCACUGAAUCUGUCCUGAUCCUCUUACACCCAGAAGGUUCUUAUUACUGCGGAGUGGAAAAAGCAGAGUAAUCUGUCGGCUCUUUGUGCUCACUGUUCGUCUUUCCGUGUUGUGGUCAGCGUAGUGAGAGUCGCAGUAAUACUUUGUCUGUGCACCUCCAAAUCUGAGCGUAGCUGCACCUAAAGCGUGUUUGCUCCUAUUUUUUCCGCCUCCGACACUCUUCGUGCUUUCCCAAGCAGCGAUAGGAUAAUUGCAGCCGCGGGACCGGAGGGUCAAAUCUUAAAGCAUUUCGUUUCCCUGUCUCAGCCCAAAUUGAAUUUCCUUUUCUCAAAUGUCAGUGGGUGUGUGACAGCGUGUCGGAGGAGAGAGGUGUGCUGAAAAUGUCAACGAGGAUGUGGUAAAAAAAAAAAAGACUGCUUAAAUGGCUGGACGGACGAGCCCAGUGACACGCGGCUCCUUUCCCAUCCUGAGGUCCUCCUUCUGUUGUUGAAAGUGGUAUUUAUAGGCAGCACAGUGAAUAAAGACGCACCAGGAAAGUUUGGCAGGUCUGGAUAUGUGAUGCUCUGAGAUAUUGUGUUACUGUCUCUCUCUCUGACGACACUUUUAAUGGGAGGAAAGCUUCAGGAAGGUUCCAGCAGGUUUUAUUGUGAAUGUGUGUGUGAAUGCGAAGCAGAUUAAUUCUCUGUGAGAAGAAUCCUAAUCUGCACGGCUCUAUUUUCAUAUCAGAAUGUGUACGUGAGUUACUAGAACCAGGAAAACUAUAAAAACUACAUUAACUUUAAAUGAGGCGACAUAUCUUUAAUUAUUUCACGUUAGUCCAAAGAUUUUUAAUUCAUCAGAAAGAAGACACUAUUUUCAUACUUUUAUGUUUUAUACCAAAUGCAUCUUUUGGGGAAACAUUCUCACUGAGAGAGAAAUGUUUGAACCUUAAUCUGAAGCCAUACAGCCUAUAGAAGAACCUUCAUGCAUGUUGCUUCAAAGCUCCAUCUCCAUGACUUGUUUUCUGUGCACGCUGGAUGCUUUCAUGUUGCAGGUCUUGUUACUGGUUUUCAAUGGUCACACCAGCGUUCAGCCUGUAGAAGGCUGCGCUUCUUUAUCGUGAUACUGGGCAGGGAACUUUUUUAACUGGCUUCACAGUGACACCUACUGCGUGUCCCACGUUUUCAUUGUCCAGUGUUGUUAUUUGAAUUCAUGCAUGUGCUUUAAAGGAAGGUUUUAGUGGUGAAUGUAGCUUUUUCCAUGCGAUUGUUUACCUGAAAGUUUAAACAGUUUGAACUCUGGAUCCCGAAACACCCUGAGUUUACAACUAUAAAUUAGAAUCAGCAGACUUUAUUCUCCUAAAUUCAGGCUGCUCCGCUGGGAAAGGUGAAGGCAUCAAUUACAAUCAGCCUCGCGAGCUGAGAGGUUUCUCUUUACCUUUAAUGCCCCGCUGGUGUUUUGCAUGUUGAUUUCAGCCUUUAACUUAUUAUACUUUCAAUCCAGGCAGCCGUUGCUUUUCACCUUCUACAACAUGAUGACUCUGUGCUGCUCAGCAGAAACAAACAUGUGACGCGUGGUCCGAACGCGAGACCUGAAUCAGAGCCUAAACACUACGACGCGCUCAUCGCGUGGUAAAACGAGCAGAAACCGGUACGGUUCCUGCAGCUGGAACCACAGAGCGACUGGCAUCCGCAUCGUGACGCUGUGUCCAACCACUGUUUUUAUGCUUUGUUCGUGUCAUUCUCCAGUUUGCCUGAUCCGCCACACGAAGCACUUUAACAAAGCAGUACCUUUAUCUCUUAAACACCAAUGUUAGACAGCAAUAAGUGGCUUUACCGUAGUGUUGGCAUUGUGCAUGGCUGUCAGGUGACACAACGCAGGGAGGAGGAUUGUACUUUAUAAUGGGCCUUAGAAACGGGGAGGGGGUCGGUGGUUGUGGGUUCUCAAACUUGAUGAGCAGAUUAGUUUUCUCUCUUAGUCAUUUUUUAAUCUGUGUCUGUAGGAUUUAUGUUUGUUCAUUCUUUGCCGUUUGCAGGUUAAAAUUUUGCAAUAAUUAGAGUUUUUUAUUUUAUAUACACAUGAAUGAGAAUAUAUAUGUAAAUGGAGGAACCAUAUAUAAUAAUAAUAUAAUGUGUAUUUAUUAUGAUGUUGAUGAUGUACAAAUCUGAACGAGGACAAGGGUGCACUUUCUUGUUGACUAAUGUUUCAGCAUUCCAUUCCUGUAAUGACCAGUGAAACUAACAACCAGAAGUAUGUCAGAAAAUAUAUACACCAAAAUAAAGUUUGACUUUAUAACA